Molecule: messenger RNA, 2497 nt
Organism: Thalassophryne amazonica
Lineage: Eukaryota; Metazoa; Chordata; Actinopteri; Batrachoidiformes; Batrachoididae
Product: ETS-related transcription factor Elf-1-like
Exons: 10
Coding region: 698-2131 (477 amino acids)
Biological process (GO): cell differentiation; regulation of transcription by RNA polymerase II
Cellular component (GO): nucleus
Molecular function (GO): sequence-specific DNA binding; DNA-binding transcription factor activity, RNA polymerase II-specific
Source: RefSeq, a predicted model, not a curated record
AAAAAAAAAAAAAAGAGGAAGCACCAACUGUCAAAAAUUGUGAGGGAAACAAAUAUCAUUUUCACUUCGCUGUUCUACAGUCUGCAGUGCUUUCAGGGGAAGUGGAGGUUGGCAACAGGAAACUGACCCCAGGUCUGUGAGGAGGUGACGCGGUGCUGUUUGUCAGAAGGGAUGACAACUAUUUCCAUUUCUCUUAUGAAUGUUCCAGCCAGCUGCAGCUCUGCCUCUUUACAGACACAAGCUUUAAACAAAAGGUAGUCUGUCAUUAGAAUUACAUCGGUGGAAGUGUUUUGCUCAGACUAUGAGAUCUAUACAAAACCUGAAUUUUGGAAAGAUCAUCAUCAGAGAAAGAUAGGGUUUGGUCACACCACAGGACGGCUUCACAGCCUCCACUUCCUCAUCGAAAAUCGAAGUGAGCAUGAGUUUCCUGUGACGCAGGUGUCUCUGGUCAUUCCGUGUGCUUUUAUCACUCCGGCAACUGUUGACUUACCCUGCACGGAAAGAGGCCGCUCUCUUCAUUACCGCCGCUGACUGGCAGAAGAUCCACCCCAAACACUGGACACACCUGUACGCCAAAACACGCCAGAAACACAGCCAAGUGGUUAGCAGUUUGGGUUUUUUUUUUUUUUUUCGGGGACAGCUGUGAUGCUGUUGUCAUACAGUUAGACGGGCGUGCAGGUGUUUGGUGUAGGUCGCCAUGCUGCAGCAGUCAGAGCUCGUCUUUGAUUUCGCCAGUGACCAUGGUAACACUGUGCCACAGCUGGGCGGACAGACAGAUUACCCCGCGGUGAUCGUGGAGCAGGUCCCACAUGCACACCUGCUCUCAUACUCCGGUCUAACAUACGAGCACUCACAGGCAGAACACGAUCACCAACAGCUGCUCAAAGAUGACAUCACAAAGAUGUGGGGUGAUACUCUUAAAUAUCCCUUAAGAUUUCCCUCUAAAGAGACAAAGAUGGAGCCAUGUGAAAGUGGAGAGGAAGAGACCAUGGAGACACUUGUUCCUGCUGACUCACUUCUCAUCAUGGACUGCCCCGACACACUCUCUCUGGAACAGCAUUACUCCCAGACCUUCUUGCCAUCACUGUGUGAUGUCAUCGCUACUCCUGUUACUCAGCUGACUGUGUCAGCAGAGGGAAUUGUGGAAGCUGUUGACCAGCCACAGUGGGGUGAAGUGCACACAAAGGAGCCUGCAGCCCAGCUGCAGUCCAGAAAGAAAGUGAGGAAACCACGACAUCAGAGGGCAGAGUCUCCCACACCGGACAUUAGAGUGAAAAAAAGCAGAUAUCACAAAGGUGGAAACACUCUGUAUCUGUGGCAGUUCCUGAUGGAGUUACUGCAGGACCGGCAAGUCUGCCCACGCUACAUCAAAUGGACAAAUCCUCAAGCAGGGAUCUUCAAGUUAGUUAACUCAAAAGCAGUGGCCAGACUGUGGGGAAAACAUAAGAACAAGCCAGAUAUGAAUUAUGAGACCAUGGGAAGAGCAUUAAGGUAUUACUACCAGAGAGGCAUACUGAAUAAGGUUGAAGGCCAGCGCCUGGUGUACCAGUUCACAUCCCUACCCAAAGACAUGAUUUAUAUAACGGAUGGAGACAGCACCUAUGAAAAAGAUGAAGAUGAUAACAAUGACCAUAGUGGCAUUGAUGAAGGUGUUAGCGAUGACAGUGAGUCAGAUGAUGUCACAUUAUCUCCAAGUGACCAAUCUGUGGAGGAGGAAGAUUCCCACCCAACACAAAAGAAAAUGGCAUCAAGAUCAGUCCGAGCUCAAACCCCUCAGCGGACCAGACCAGCUGCCAGGUCUUCAGGCCACCGUGAGACCGUUCUCCGGCCUGCCAGUACCAGCUUGAUUCAGGAGCAGCAUUUGCCAAUUGUUUCGGCCGAGAUGCUGCGGACCCUUCAGAACCUACAGAAGGUGCAGUCCUUGCAACCUGCAGGCCACGCCUCAGUUUUCCAAACGGCUCAACUGCUGGGGAGCCUGUGUAAUCGACAGGCAGCUGCUGAGGGAGAUGUAGAAAGGUGUAAAGGUGAACCGGUGACAUCUGAUGCUGGUUCAGAGAAGUCCCAAACAGGAUACACCACACUGAAAGUGGAGACCCCACCACUCGUGCUCUUAGCUAACUCUGAUCAAUAAAACAAACAUCACAACCCCCACAUAGCACAUGCACGCGCGCGCACACACACACUCCAGACUCAGGACCUUGUCGUGACCAUGUCUUGCUACCACAGCCCAUAUGUUUGUGUCUCAAGUGUCUAAGAUGGGGGGGGGAUAUAGAUCUGUUUUAAUUCAUCUGUUGAAUUGGUGACGUAAUGUCAACACCAAUGCACAUUUCCUGAUAUCUGAAUUCAGAUUAGCAGGAAAAUAGCAGCAACCAAAAUAUCACCACAUUCAGGAGUUUACCUUAUAGCAGCCAUAAACUGUGGGAGACACCAAAGAAACAUGCACUGGAAACCACAACUUUUGUUCACCUUAUGCAGAUAUACAUUACUGUUUUCCACC